AUGGGCCAUGAAGGGAAGAAGUAUUAUGAGAUACUCGACAUGGAUCCUCAACAAAGACGUUGUGAUCGAAUCGUUAAAACCAGAGAAUAUCCUAGGAUUGAGGCAAUGGCAUAUGAUAUGUUGACGCCACAGCUUUUGAAAAGUGGUCCAUGGAAGACGUACUGGAUUGAUUUAGCACUACUCACAAUUUGUGGCAAGGUGCGAUCCCUUCGAGAAUAG
Messenger RNA from Sclerotinia sclerotiorum 1980 UF-70, 219 nucleotides. RefSeq lists its product as hypothetical. The transcript has 3 exons. Bases 1 to 219 code for a protein of 72 amino acids. NCBI's taxonomy places the organism in Eukaryota, Fungi, Ascomycota, Leotiomycetes, Helotiales, Sclerotiniaceae. The record is from RefSeq and is a predicted model, not a curated record.